Notolabrus celidotus (New Zealand spotty) is the source of this 3080-nucleotide messenger RNA. It is a transcript of the gene gdf5, whose product is annotated as growth differentiation factor 5. Gene Ontology annotation, cellular component: extracellular region. The transcript has 2 exons. Lineage: Eukaryota; Metazoa; Chordata; Actinopteri; Labriformes; Labridae. Gene Ontology annotation, biological process: SMAD protein signal transduction; BMP signaling pathway. Gene Ontology annotation, molecular function: growth factor activity; cytokine activity. The coding region runs from base 447 to 2378 and encodes 643 amino acids. The record is from RefSeq and is a predicted model, not a curated record.
AAAAAGUGGGAUUUAAAGAAGUUUCUUACCAGAUAUCCAGCAGAAUCGUGCCGUGGAGUGUUGAGAGCAAGUGCACUUCUUUUAUCAGCCUUUUCUUGGAUUGCUUUAUUCCAUCACAGGCAGGAUCUCUGCAGCACUAUGGUGCUUACAUACGACGGAUGGGAAAAUAAAGGUUUGCAGGAUUUGUUUCUCCAACUUAUUAAAAUCGGUUACAGUCCACAUUUAUGCUUUUCCAACUUCGCAUAUGUCUGCAGCCUUUUUGAGACGGGAGAGGCACUUUUUAUGCAUUUCAUCUGUGGCAGAGCAAAGAACAGACUCAGAGGAUGAAAGACUCGGACCGAACCGGACUGCUCCCUUCUCUUAUUUUAACCAAACAGAAGAAUUCAAUUUGAAAAGACUGAUGUUUAAUACAAUGACGGCCUGGCAAAGGGCAAAAGGACAUUAGAAUGAAAGUUGUGAAGCGUCUCUCUCUCCUGCUGAGCUGCUGGACUCUCAUUUACCUGCAUCCCAUCCUCGGUUCACUCAGCCGGACCAGACCGAGCGAGCAUCAGCAACACCGGCUUGGAGAGGUGGCAAAGCGCGUGUUAGGCGGCGGGGAAGGAGGACAAAGCCACCGGGGGACCGCUGGAGGAACUGGUGGGUCAGCAGUUACAGCGGGAAGGCAAGUGGCGACCGCUCCUGGGACUGGGAAACCCUCACCGGUGAAUGCAGCGAGGAUUACGCGGAUCCGCGCAGGUCCUCCGUUAAUCAGGGGCGAAACGGCUGUUACUAAAACCAAACUUUCAGCCAAGGAAUCUGCGUCCGCAUCCUCGCCAUCGCGCAGCGGAACAGUGCUGUUGAGUCGUGAGCAGCAGCAACAACAACAACAACAACAACAACAACAACAAAAACAACAACAACAACAACAACAACAACAACAACAACAACAACGGGACAGAGCAAUCAGCUUAGGGCGCAAAGAGGCUGUGCGCUCCUGGGUGCCUGGCGGGAAUGCUCAAGUUAAGGCGCACGCUCCCGCAGCUUUUAGCGCGCAUGCAGCAGGAAAAGGAGUCGGAACGGCAGCUGCUGGAAGGAGUGCACUGCAAGGGAAACAAUUUGGGAAAGUUGCUCCAGGAGCGAGCGCAGUUUCUCCGGCACGCACGGGGCCGCCUCAGAGAGCAGUCGGUGCGCAAAAUCAGCAGAAGCAGCAGGCAGCAGGUCCAGUGGCGCAGCGGGGAGUCAGCUUCAAGUACCCAAAAGUACUCAACCGGGAAACGCAACACAAACAGCCGCUGGUUAUUCCUCACGACUACAUGCUGUCGUUGUACUGGUCUCUCUCCAGCGGGGACCUGAACAGUAGCGCGCUGCAUGAAGCGGGACUGGCUAACACCAUCACCAGCUUCGUGGACAAAGGACAAGACGAGCGUGGGCCCCAACUGAGACGGCAGAGGUAUCACUUCAAUGUCAGCUCUCUGGAACGAGACGGGCUCCUGGGGGCUGAAUUACGCAUCCUGAGGAAGCGCCUGUCUGACCCACGGAGAGCCUUCUUUGGAUCUGCAGCCGCUGACGGAGGAGGAGGGGGUGGAGGAGGCUCGUCCCCGUGCCUGAAGCUGUACACCUGCGCGUCAGGUAAACAACAGGUUUCUCUGCUCCAGACGAAAACCAUGGAGGAUCUGCUCGGUGGAGGCGGAUUUGGCAGCAAAUGGGAAGUGUUUGACAUAUGGAAAGUCUUUAAGGGCUUUAGAAACCAGCAGAACCAGCACUCUCAGCAGCUGUGCUUUGAACUCGAGGCUGCCGAGCACAGAGGUGGGCGCCUCAUGGACCUGCGCACUCUGGGGUUCGCUAGACCUGGAAGGACCAACAAGGAAAAAGCUUUCUUCUUGGCGUUUGGCAAAAGCAAGAAGCGUGACCUUUUCUACAACGAGAUUAAAGCGAGGUCAGGCCACGACAACAAAACCGUGUAUGAAUACCUGUUCACCCAGCGACGAAUGCGGCGAGCUCCUGCCUCAAGGGGGGCGAAAAAAAACCUGCAGCAGCCACUGCAGUCCCUCCCCCAACACCAGGUGAUAAAGAUGCCGACGAGGCCGCGGUGUAACCGCAGACGACUCCAUGUGAACUUUAAGGAGAUGGGCUGGGACGACUGGAUCAUCGCCCCACUGGAGUACGAGGCCUUUCACUGCGACGGCGCAUGUGACUUCCCCAUUCGCUCGCACCUGGAGCCAACCAACCACGCCAUCAUUCAGACCCUGAUGAACUCCAUGGACCCGGAGUCGACGCCGCCCACUUGCUGUGUGCCAACACGACUCAGUCCAAUUAGCAUACUCUACAUCGACUCAGCCAAUAACGUUGUCUACAAGCAGUAUGAGGACAUGGUGGUGGAGUCAUGUGGCUGUAGGUAGCAAAGCAAGCGAGAAGUGAGACAGAGAAAGAUGCAGUCCAUCAGACUUAUAACAGGAAGAUAAAAUCUGUGACAAGCAGGAUAUACUUUAAUGGACUAUGACUGGACUCACAGCUAUGUAGCAGACAUUGCUCUUCACACUCAAGUGGACUAUCAGACUGCAUACCAAAGACUGCUAGACUGUGGUCAGACUAAACAGAGAAACAUAAACUCCUGAGGUGAUGCUCUUUAACACCCACUCACUUAAACUUGUGUGAAAUGUUGCUGUGAGUGGUGAUGAGCAAGACCCGUCUGAGAGCAGCCGAAAACGUCCACAUAUCAGAGAGACUUCCUGACUAAAGACAAUUGAUCUGAUGGACUGAUUUUUACUCCUGUUGUUGUCUAUCUUCAGAUUUGUACCUGAUGUAUGUCCUGAUUGUUGUAAAAACUUUGCGUGUAUUAUAAAAUCUAUUGAAGCAGUAGUGAUUAUACUCCAAAAUGCCCUUUUUCCAGCACUUAUCUGCCGUUGUGCCUUCGCCUGCUAAGAUGUAAGAUGAAGAGUAAUUUGUUGGCCGUAUGUGAGACUUUUUUAUGAAGCAUGUAAAGAAUUUCUGAUGUAUAAAUAAAAGGCCAGUGAUGAAGAGCUAAUCCGACUGGCUCCAAAUGUGGGAAAGUUGCAUAAACUGAUAUUCAAUAAAAAAUGUCUGGUUGACUGAGCUCCAAA